AUUUAGGAGAGAAAUUCGUACAGCCGUUACCCUUACGAUCAGCUCAGCCGACCCAAAAGGCAAAAACCCAUCCAAAACCCAUUUCCCUCUCGUUCUCUUUACGGCGUGCGCGUGCAUUGCAAUUUGCAUUUGCAGGCUUUGCUCUCUCGUUUCUCAUCAGUCAUCACAGUUUCAUCAAAUUGUCCACUGAUAAUCUGGCGAAGACUACAUUGUAAUGAACUGCUUGUUGCGUGUUUCUUCGUACACUGCGGCUAUAUUUCGAAGGGCAAGCCAUAUCGUUUCGACAAGUGCUUCUCAUCAAUGUUCUACUGCCUUGUGGAAAAGAAGCUUUGAGCAAACUGAUCUUAAGAUAGUCAAUUUGGAAUCUGUUUUGCCUAGAUUUCGUAUUCAGUGCUACUCCUCGAAAAAAGGUAGUGUAAAAGGUUCGCGUAAGAAGAAAUUGGAUCCUGAGCCAGGAGUUAUGGAGCAAGAGAAAGAAAAAGAUGCUUUCUUUGUCGUGCGGAAAGGCGACAUCGUUGGCGUUUAUAAGACUUUUAAUGAUUGCCAGGCUCAAAUUGGAUCAUCGGUAUGCGAUCCCCCUAUCAGUGUCUAUAAAGGGUAUGCUUUACCUAAGGACACUGAAGAGUAUCUCAUUUCUCGUGGGCUCCAGAAUGCUUUGUACACUAUCAGAGCUGCCGAUUUGAAAGAGGACCUUUUUGGGACGCUUUUACCUUGUCGUUUUGAGCAACCCAUUUCUUCCAAAGGAGACUCAAAUAUGCAAGUUGCAACAACAAAAAAGAGACCACAGAAAUUGGUGGGAUUGCAAGCUGUGGAAACAGACAGAUCCACAUCUAGUUUAACUGAUCCCUUGAGAAAGCACAUCAAAUUGGAUAAUCAAAGUGAGGCUCAGCAGUCCUGUAUUCUCGAGUUUGAUGGUGCUUCAAGAGGCAAUCCUGGACCAGCCGGGGCAGGAGCUUUAUUGCGGACUGCUGAUGGAAAUGUGAUCUGCAGAUUGCGAGAAGGAUUGGGUACAACUACGUGUAAUGUGGCUGAAUAUAGAGCUGUGAUUUUAGGAUUGAAAUAUGCUCUUAAAAACGGCUAUACAAAAAUCCGCAUUCAAGGUGACUCCAAACUUGUCUGUUCCCAGGUUCAGGGUCUAUGGAAGGUCAAACAUCAAGAUAUGACCAAGCUGUAUGAGCAGGUCAAAAAGCUCAAGGACCAGUUUAUUUCUUUUGAGAUCAGCCAUGUCCUAAGGGAAUUUAACUCUGAAGCUGAUGCUCAAGCCAAUUUGGCCAUCACUCUUGCUGGUGAGGUUGCCUAUACUGCGGCUGCUGUUGCUGACGUUGUUCCGGAAGCAGAGGAUCUGCUCUACCCAGAUGUAUCUAUUUCUUCCACCGUGAAACCGGUUACAGCACCCACUCUCCUUCAGCCACGCGUCGUCGUCUACGAUGGGGUCUGCCAUCUCUGCCACCGAGGCGUGAAGUGGGUGAUUAAAGCAGACAAAUAUAGGAAGAUCAAGUUUUGUUGCCUCCAAUCAAAGGCUGCUGAGCCAUAUUUGAGACUGUGUGGUCUUGACAGAGAGGAUGUUCUUCGUCGCUUUCUGUUCAUUGAAGGCCUUGGUCAAUACCACCAAGCAUCCACUGCUGCAUUGAGAGUCCUUGCAUAUUUGCCUCUGCCAUAUUCUGCUUUAAGCACACUCUUGAUAGUUCCAACUCCACUCAGAGAUGCUGUGUAUGACCACAUUGCUCGACGACGCUAUGAUUGGUUUGGAAAAGCUGAGGAUUGCUUGGUUUUGAAAGAUAAAGAGUUGCUUGAGCGGUUCAUAGACAGGGAUGAGAUGAUAGAUAAGAGAAGAUCAGAUAAGUAAAUUUCAAUCUAACUACAUUUUUCCAUUAAGAUGUUUUGUUGAUGUAACAUCAGGGGAAGUAUUAAAAUGUGAAGGCAUAGCAUUUUGUUAUUAAAUGGAAAUGAAGCUUUACAUUUAAUUUUCCUUUUCACAACUGCGAGAAGCUGAAAUGAAAUAGAGGCUUAACACUUGUGAAGAUACAUAGAGACUUGUGAAACUGAACCAAUGAAAAUACAAUGUUAUCUACAGUUAAAGAA
This is a messenger RNA of Jatropha curcas, 2082 nucleotides long. NCBI's taxonomy places the organism in Eukaryota, Viridiplantae, Streptophyta, Magnoliopsida, Malpighiales, Euphorbiaceae. The record is from RefSeq and is a predicted model, not a curated record.